Messenger RNA from Protopolystoma xenopodis, 294 nucleotides. NCBI's taxonomy places the organism in Eukaryota, Metazoa, Platyhelminthes, Monogenea, Polystomatidea, Polystomatidae. The record is from the annotation of a GenBank genome assembly.
AUCCGUAACGCAGAACUAGCCUGCUACUUCACGCACUUUCGACUGGAGACCCCACAUGUCAUAUUGACACUUCGGUCUGCUGUUAUGGUGCUAUACAAAUUGAAGAACUUCCGUCUUGCUGGUCAGAUGGCACGCCGGCUGCUCGAUUUAGCUCCCUCGCUGGAAGUGGCUACGCAGAUGCGCAAAAUAUGGCAGACAUGUGAGGCCAACCCAACAGAUGAGCAGACGCUGAACUACGAUCCUCGAAACCCUUUCGAGAUAUGUGCAGCUUCCUACUUGCCUAUAUAUCGGUGA